Molecule: messenger RNA, 603 nt
Organism: Tetrahymena thermophila SB210
Lineage: Eukaryota; Ciliophora; Oligohymenophorea; Hymenostomatida; Tetrahymenidae
Product: glutathione S-transferase, amine-terminal domain protein
Exons: 1
Biological process (GO): glutathione metabolic process
Molecular function (GO): glutathione transferase activity
Source: RefSeq, a predicted model, not a curated record
AUGUCUAAAAUUAUUAUUGGUUAGUGGGCUUCAGCUGGAAAGCUUGUACCAAUUAAAUUGUUACUAGAAUUAGCAGGUGCUUAAUAUGAAGUAGUAAAUUACUCAAAACCUGAUGAGUGGUAUGCAAAAGACAAGUUAAUUCUUGGUUUACCAUUCCCUAAUUUACCUUAUCUGAUUGAAGGAGACAUUAAAUUGACAGAGACUGAGACUAUUUUUGACUAUUUGGUAUAUAAACUCAAAAAAAAUGAUCUUUUAGGUUAAGAAAAAGAUAAAUUCAUUGUUGGAAAUAUUAGAAAUUUAUUUUCUGAUUUAUACGCAAAAUUCAGCUAGUUUAUUCAAAAACAAGGAGAUGAAAAGCAGCAAAUACUAAAUGAGCAAAUCAUUCCCAAAAUCAAAGACAUCCAUAAAUAUUUGAACAAAAAAGAUUAUUUGCUAGGUUACUUUACUGUUGCUGAUUUAUAUUUGUUUCCUGCAGCUCUACUUUUGAAACAAAACCUUCCUCAAGUAUACUCUGAGUUUGCAAGUUCAUUUGACCCAUUUUUAAUAAGAAUAUAACAAAUUCCUUAAAUAGCAGCCUAUCUUUCUGAUAAUAGUAAAGUUUGA